AUGGUCGCUGCUGGCUCCAUCAACGUCGCAGUCCGCGUUCGCCCCCCGACCCCGUGGGAGGCCGCCAGACUUCCACAACCUACAUACGACAACUGCCUUCGCGGUGACGGCGCGCUCUCUACUCCUGGAAGACCUACCGCUUCUUCUACCUCCGUCCGCGACGUUAUCCGAAUAGUAGACGACCGUGUUCUCACCUUCGAUCCCGAUGAGAAGGAUCCCUCUAAAGCUUUCGUUGAGCGCGGUUUUCUUCCUCCGGGAACAAAGCGGUACAAGGAUAGGCGCUUCAUAUUUGAUAAGGUCUUCGACCACCAGGCACGGCAGGAGGAUGUCUAUAGAGACACGGCCAAGCCCCUUCUACGCAAUCUACUAGACGGUUUCAACGCCACUAUAUUUGCUUACGGUGCCACCGGGUGUGGCAAGACUCAUACUAUCAGCGGCACAGAUGCCGACGCAGGUAUCAUCUACCUCACAAUGGCUGACCUCUUCCACCAAAUUGAGGACCGCAAAGAAGACUAUAUUGUCGAGGUCGUGGUCACAUUUCUCGAGAUAUACAAUGAAGAGAUACGAGAUCUGCUAGCCGAGCCGGGUAACCCUACACCGCGGGGCGGUCUCCAGAUUCGUGAGGACAAGACGGUCAAGGUAGUCGGACUGGCAGAGCUCCGACCCACUAGUGCAGAUGAGGUCAAGCAGAUCGUCCUUCUGGGUAACUCGCGGAGAACACAGUCACCCACACAUGCCAACGAGACCUCCUCGCGUUCACAUGCCGUGCUGCAGGUCCAUGUCACACAGGCCCCUCGUACAGCCUCUUUAACGGAACAGCGUACAAUGGCGACGUUGUCUAUCAUCGAUCUUGCAGGCAGCGAGCGCGCUGCUGCGACGACAAACAUGGGCCAACGCAUGGUUGAGGGUGCUAACAUCAACAAGUCCCUUCUUGCCUUGGGUAAUUGCAUCAAUGCUUUGUGCGAAAGCGGCGGCGGCGUUCGCCAUGUUCCGUAUCGCAACAGUAAACUCACCCGCUUGCUGAAGUUCUCCCUCGGCGGCAAUUGCAAGACCGUCAUGAUCGUCUGCAUAGCCCCCACAUCAAUUCAUUUCGACGAUACUCAGAACACCCUUCUCUACGCUGAACGCGCCACAAGGAUCAAAACCAAGGUCGUAACGCGUAACGUAGUCAACGUUGAUCGUCACGUUGGACAAUACGUCGAGGCCAUCAACCGUCUCAACACCGAGGUAGCCGAGCUCAAGGCGAGGCUGUCCGGGAAACGUGACUUAGAGGGGGAGAAGGAACGUCGAAAGAGGAAGGAGGCUGCCCUGGAAGUCGAAAAGGCGAAGAGUGACAUGCAACUCAAGGCUGAACAGACGCAGCCGUCGAUCAUAGAUGGUGCAAGCUGUGCGAGCAAAAUUGCAGUCGCGAAGGCCAAGCUGAAGGUCAUACAGGCGCGGCUCGCCCAAGUUGACGCACAAAGGUCGCCUUCAUCCUCUCUUUCCUCGGACCUGGAGGCAGAACGUCACCUUCUGCAGGCUCUAAUGGGACCAGAAGAGCAGAUUCUCAAGGCAGAAUCCGCUGUGAAUGUCCGCCUGCAGCGGUCAAACAAUUCUGCUGCCAUGUUCGAUGCGAUGCUGCGCGCUGUGAGCGAGCGGCGAUCGGACAAACUGGACGAGUUCAGCGUGGACAACGUCAAGCUCGACGCCAAAUGGCGAAAGGCAGAGAUGGACCGUGUCAAAGCGGAGGCCGGCCGAAAUGCGCUCCAAGAGGCAGCGGUGAGCCAGACAGAGGCCGUCAUCAAUUUGAUUGGGAUGGUUAGCAGAUGCACCGUCAUGUUGAGUGAAGCUAGCCAACUGCUGACCACCGCGGUGGCGGAGGGCAGGGACGGUUUGGAAGGGACAGCCAGAGCGCUCGCAGCCUCGCUCAAGAAUGUCGCAGGAAACAAUGAUGACGCCUUCAAGGCACUUCUUGGACACUCAAUCGCUGCCUAUGCGCUUGCUUCCAGUCCAGCGGGGACGUCAUCGCUGAACAACUUCAAAGGCUACCCUUCGGCUCUCAGCAUUGGACGUGUGACAUCCGGACCUGUAGUCUCGCAGCAGCCUAAGGCGCGAGUGUCGAGACGAUCCUCGUCGUACGGCACUUCCAUGGUCUCUCCACGCAAGGCGCACAAGAGUCCACGUAAAUCAUUGCGUUCGAGCAUGACUGCUGCGGCCGUACCCUACCGGCGAGUAUCUGACAAGGACAAGGGCAAGAAAAAGGGCGUGCAAUGGAGGGAUGAAGUAGGACAAGGCCAGAUUGACGAUGGUGGGGAACGUGAACCACAGGUAGUGAUCACUGUGGCUUCCCCGGAUCUCAGUGGCAUCGCAUCUGGUUCAGGUUCUGUUUUAAAGAGGAACAUGUCCAUCGGCGGGUCGGAAAGCGAAUGGGAGGAUGAGAAGACGGAGGAUAGUCUCAAUAUGAGCAUGAGCAUGAUGUCAGCGUCCUCACGCGAUAAUGCCGCUCCUACUCCUGCUGCCAAUGGUUUUCGCAAGCGACCGCGUGCGAGCAGAUUGGAUCCUGGUUUCCUGAAAGGAAAAUCAAAGUGUUCGACACUGGGGAGUCUGGCUGAGGAUGACGAGACUCUUAGUACACCUCGUCGUCCGUCACCAUUAUCAGACGUCAACAUGAACAGGAUUCCGUCACCGUCCGAGGGAUCGAGUAGCAGCGCAAGCACUCUGGACACACUGCACGUUCCAAAGGGUCGCGAACGCCAUCACAACAGUCCUGCGAAGAGAGCCCCGAUGACACCAAAAAUCGUUGGUAUGUUGAAGAGCGGCAGACGGCGAUCCAACAUCGGUCCCAUGCGGAACGACCGACCGCGGAGACGCUCGAGCAUGAUCCCACAGCUAUCCCCUAUCAUAGCAGAUGCAAAUGACUCUGCGAGUGGAUCGCAGGCCGGCGGGUCAGGCGCGCGGAGGAUCCCCAUAAGCGUCGAGCGUUCACCCGCUAAAAGGCCCAAGAGAAUGUCGCUGUUGGCGAUAUCCAGUGCGAGGUUGAACGCAUCUGCUCGGCUGAAGCUAUCUGACGUAAACACGAGUGCGGAUAUCAGCUUCAGAGCUGGCGCGGGGGGCGGCAAACCCUCGUGGAAAUGA
Molecule: messenger RNA, 3114 nt
Organism: Sparassis crispa
Lineage: Eukaryota; Fungi; Basidiomycota; Agaricomycetes; Polyporales; Sparassidaceae
Product: Kinesin-like protein
Exons: 3
Coding region: 1-3114 (1037 amino acids)
Biological process (GO): microtubule-based movement
Molecular function (GO): microtubule binding; ATP binding; microtubule motor activity
Source: RefSeq, a predicted model, not a curated record